CGUGCUUUUUAAUCACUACUGUCUUGCUUAAGCAAACGACGAGUGUUUCAGUACAGACAUAGCAAAUAUAUAAUGAUGUAAUGUUGGCUCGCUUUGACAACAAGGUCGAAAAGCGCCAUCCCUUGUGCGCUGUGGUUCCGAACCAUGAACAGUUACGAGCACUCUACAGUCUACUUUGGCUACGGCAGCAACCUCUGGAAGCAGCAAAUGAAGCUCCGAUGUCCAACUUCAACAUACCAAGGCAUCGCCCAGCUGAAAGGCUACUGCUGGAUCAUCAACGAGCGAGGCUAUGCCAAUGUCGUCAAGCACACGCAAACUGUUCAGUCAGACAGCCAAUGCACAUACGCUUCCGAAGUCUGGGGUCUUGUCUUCACCCUACAGCCCGCCGAUGAGGCCAGGCUAGAUGUCAACGAAGGCGUCCCGUACGCGUAUCAGAAGCAGAUGCUGAAAUGCGAGUUCUGGCCCGCCCGCGAAGGCAAGCCUCCGCAGACCGACGAGAAGCCGGAGCACGUUGAGAUGCUCGUCUAUGUCGAUGGCGAGAGGACUACGCCGUCCAGGCCAAAGACAGAAUAUGUCUACCGCAUGAACAUGGGUAUCAAAGACGCCGUAAAGGAAGGCAUGCCGAAGGAGUACGUGGAGCAUGCGCUUAGGCCAUUCAUCCCGGAGCUCGAGGACGAAGGUGUGGCGGAGGUGGCGAGGAAGCAGGCUUUGGAUUUUGAGGAUGAAACUUGAGGUCUCGGUCAUGUCAGCCUGGUCAGCACUCCGCCGUAUAAGUCUGUUCCGCCCUGCGGCUCACGCCCACAUAUGCAGAGCGCGCCAGAGGCCGGACGCAACCGUAACAGUACUAGCGGC
Baudoinia panamericana UAMH 10762 is the source of this 852-nucleotide messenger RNA. RefSeq lists its product as uncharacterized. The record is from RefSeq and is a predicted model, not a curated record. The coding region runs from base 145 to 732 and encodes 195 amino acids. Lineage: Eukaryota; Fungi; Ascomycota; Dothideomycetes; Mycosphaerellales; Teratosphaeriaceae. Gene Ontology annotation, molecular function: gamma-glutamylcyclotransferase activity. The transcript has a single exon.